CUGACUGCAGCCACCUUCGAUCCCACCACCACCUCCAUCACCGCCGCCGCCACCUCCAGCGGUAUGGCUACCGAGGAUCCGCUGCUACGCCUACAGAUCCUGCAGCGAGACCUCGUAGCGACCACCGAUUCGCAGAUCAAAAACAUCGAGCGACUGUCGGAACAGCUGGACGCCAGUGUCAAGGAUCUGGAAGAGCUGUUGAGGCGGACGAAGAAGAAUGAUGCCAGUCGUGCCAUAAUCAAACAGGGCGCCGGUUCGGCGGCCCACGCUACGGAGUCGAAUCUCACCAUUGGGGACGUCACAUAUCGCGUGCAGGAUGCGUUCCGGGAGGCAGCAAUAGCCGUGGCGGAUGAGCUGGACCUGGAUGAACUGGAGGCGGCGACGCUCUGCAUAUUGUCGCAGGUCGAAAGCUGCGAGACAGACCCAUCGCUGCCAUUACGCGCAAUGGUGCGCUUCCACGAGCAGCGUGCAACAUUGCUGGACUGCAUGCGUCUACUGCUUCAGCUAGGGAUCGACUCAGAUGUCGCCCCUGAUGAGGACUAUUCGGACGCUUUUUCAGAGAUUGGAAGGAAGAUUGUCGAAGGGCGAGGCCAAAAGGGCAACGAAGACAGGCGACCAGAUCCAGCUGCCUACUGGCGUAGCUGUGUAGAUGGCUUGACCGAUGUGGAAGGGUUUCUCAAAAAAAUGGCGGAAUACAAGGACAAGCUCGUCGUGACAGGCCAGCAUGCGUCUGGAGACGUAGGAGAUGCUCUUCGUGCCCAAAGAUUUCUGUUGACGAGGCAACACGAAUCACUCGCUGCCAUCAUGUGCUACUUGCUCAGGGGCAACUUCGUGCAACCGGAAGAUUAUCGUAUCUUCUUGAGCAAAGCGUCCACUCUGGAAACUGAAAUCGACAUCACAAUCCAUUACUUGCCAAUACUGAUCAGCGGCGCAUCACAGAUGGGCUCAGAGGGUCUUACAGGUGGAGAAACAGCACACGAUCUCCACAGGUUAUUCGCCGCGGGCAACUCGCAGUUACAAUGGAAGCAGCCAAUGCUUCGGGCUGCGGCAACAGUCUGCUGGUUGGCCGAGUACAGUGCUAGGUUUGCGGGCCCCUCGAAUGGCCUUCGUCAGAGUGCCGCUGAGGCCAAGGCUGACGAGGAUGCUCGCGCGAAACUGUUCUUUGAUGCGCUAGAAGCCAAGGCGUUUCACUUCAUGCUUGCAGCUGCUGCGUUCCUCAAGCCGGUGGCAUGGUAUGACCCAGCUCGAACGGGAAUCGUGGAUUUUCUCGUUGACGGCGCCGUCACCGUGGUAGAGAUGCCUCGCGCUUCCAACGACUUCUCAGCCUUGACCAUGCGUGAAUUGCAAGCGUUCACUGAUGCAUUUGUAACGCAUAUGCCUGACUGCCUUCGAAAGCUGAAAUUAGACGAGGACGAGAUGCGACGCAAUCUGCUUUCACUGUCAGGGACUGGGCCCGCACACUCGGAGUUGGACUUGGAGCGCUUCAUGGUCAUCAUGGCCUGUGCAUACCAAGACGACACGGACGCGGCGCACGACUUUUGGGCAGACAAGGAAAGCAAUCUAUAUGGCUUCUUGCGAUGGGUAUCUGUGAGGCUUCCCACGCCCCGGGUGGCUGCAUUUUGCCAGCUCCUGCGCUCAAUAGCCUCCGACGACAAGUCUGCGGACCAGGCGCAUCGCUUUCUACUGGAGGAUGUCGCCAUGGCUUCCGGUAAGCUGCGCAAGACGUACGCGGUGAGCUGGACACAGAUUUUCAGCGAGCUUGAACUAUAUGCGUCUGGCCUACGCAACCGUCCGGCCCCUAUUCCUGCGCCAGGCCAGAACUCUAGCACUGUCGAGGACAACUUCGAAGAACCAGAGACCGGUAUCAUGCUAGACUCGUAUCUCGGUCUGGCCUCUCACAUAUGUCGCACGAGCCCGGACGCGAGGAAUUGGCUGCUUAAGGAUCAGCCUUUCCACCUCGGAGAGGUGAUGUUCCAACUAGCACGCACCGCGACUAUAUCACGUGUGCGAGCGUGCUGUCUCGACCUACUCGCAGCUCUUCUGACAGACAAGGUACCCGAGGUACGGAACGGCAUGUGGGUUCUUCUGGACAGCUGGAUAUCGAGUGGCGGUCUCGAUGGGUCUAAUCUUCCACGAGUACAGCCACGGGUGCAGUACCCAGCUAAACAGUACCUACAGGCGUACGCAAACAACGCAGAAGCGGGCGCAUCCCUCUUGACACUGUUGAACGCGUUAAUAUCACCGUUUCCCAGCACUCUCGAUCUCCCCAUUGACAGCCUGCCAUUCCCGGAGACCCUGGGAGUACCUCAUCGACAUGCCGGAAUGGACAUAUACGUCGACUUCGUCAUGGAUGCUGUCCUUGCCCGCAAAGUGCCUCGCAUGCCGAUGGAUGGUGAAUCCAGCUUACUUGACUUUGUGCGAUACGAAUGUCUGCAUUUUGUCCACCAGUGUCUGUCGAGCUUCAACGAAGAUCUAGUUCUCUUGGCAAACACUACCACUGUCGGGGUCGAGUCUGCUAUGGAAACGAAAUCUUUGGCUACAUAUGUCCGUCUCCAUCCAUUCGCUCGUGUCAUGGAGUGGCUUUUCGACAAAGCAGUCGUGGGAUCCAUCUUCGCCACGAUCCAGCAAAACCUGGAUACUCUGGAUCAUGCCGAAUCUGGCUCGCCACUCGUUCGCGCAGUAUUCAAGGGACUACAGGUCUUGCGCCUAGCAUGGAAGCUGCAGCCGAUCUACUUUGACGUCGUGCGACCAUUGAUGGCUGAAGCAACUUCCAAAGCUCAACCCGUGACCAGCUCGACGCUCACUUCUAUCGACGACGCCUUUCUCUGCCAUCUCGACGCUGUGGCCGACGUUGCUCAGUUCACAGCGAGCAAACACGUCGACAUCAGUCUCGAAUGCACAGCUCUCCUCCAGCAAAUCGGGUCAUCUCGAAAGUUAUGUGAGAGCCGCGAGACUGGCGUCGCACGGUCUAGCGGGAGCAGUCGUCUGAUCGGCCUCCUCGCCCCUAUAGGCGAGGACCUGACAGUCGGUCUGCAGCCGAUGUUCGAAUUGUUAGAAUGGGAUCUGGAGACUGAUGGAGUUCCCGCCAAGAUGGUCAAAGCCAAAGCUGUGCUCGACUCCAUGCGUGCCAGUCUAGACACAGCAAACGGUAAGCCAUGUCUGGCGCACUGUCUGCUUGGAUUCCACUGCUAUGAGCGUGCCGUGGAUGUGCCUGCGCGAAGUGUCUUCGCAUCUGGGAAAUCGCUGUUCCAUGCAAUUGCCACUUGCGCUGUGAACCUACCUGUCGCUAGCGGUGAGACGGGCUUCCGGUCAUGGCUCCUGGACGUCAAGCGCGGAUGCCUGGAACUGAUUUUGAAGUUGGCGACCUCUCCACUGACAGCGCGCAUCAUUCAGCCCGAGCUGCGUUCGAUGGACUUCCUGGCUGCUCUAUCUCGCUCGGAAAUCCCAGUCACCGUGCACUCAGUUUGGGAUAGUCUGGCCACAAUCGAGCCUGGCGCGCUAUUGGAUACAGCAGCCGUUGCAAUACGCAAUUUCAUGCACAUUCGCGCGUCAUUCUUCGAAUUUGCAGCAUUUGAUCUGCGCGUUGCUGCCGAACAAAAGGCCUUUUCUGUGCAGGAAAGAAUCGUGAGUAGCCUGUUGGGAUCCAUCAAGCUGCCCACCGGCGAAGAAUUGCCAACGGCUUCGAUAUUUGAGCUCUUCGACUUUUUCGACUUGGAGACUGCACCUGCUCUCGAGCCAAACUAUUCCAAAUGCAUGUUCUUUGGCGACAUUGACUUGUCAAGCUGUACCAAGAAUGAUCCUGACACGCUGACGGCAUUUGACCUCAACCUGGCUCACGAGUUGUUGAUCUUGCGGAAGAGGGAGCUCACAGAGAAUGGUACAAUUGGCAACCAAACUGAUAUGGAUGGAGCUUCUGAUGAAAUAGCAGCUAUCCUCGCAUCGUUGACGAGCCAGAACAACUGGCGGGCUAUCCACGCUGCUCGUAUUACCGCGCUUGAAGCAUGGACUGAACUGCUGUCGCUUGUAAUCACCAAAGGCGGUCUGGAUGAUGCUGCCACUCUCCCUCUAUCGCUGCAGGGCUUACUUCUUGUGCUGCCCAAGUACGAGAAGAGCUUAGGCGACGACCUGGAAGCUGCCGGACUUUUGGCCAAGCUGGUCCUGACGUUCACAUAUGCAAUCAGCCCAGCUUCGAGAGAUGCAUCUCAGCAGGCCGCCAAUGUUGCCAGCGAGCGCCUACUCACCAUAUUCCGUAUUUCGCUAAAAGUCUUGACAGACAGCAGCACCGAUGCAGCACUGCGAGAUGUGGCUUAUCGGACAUGUUGUGCUGUUCUUGGCACGUGGUCAUCCAAAACUGUGGUGGCGAGCGCCAAGCAGCUGCUACAACUUGUACAGAACGCGGGCGAUCGACUGCUCACUGUAGUUACGGAGGAUGCGUUCUCUGGACGCGGCAUCACUCGUGUCUCUGCGCUACUCUUCCUGGAUGGCCUGAUCUCCCUGCGCCAAGGACUUAAGCUCAUCACGCCCAUGCUCAGGGCAUUACUCAAGCUCAAUUUCAUUCCCGUCCUCAUUGACAUGAGUAUUGGCAGUGUCUCUGCUGCAUUCCAUGCUGCAGACGAAACGGCCGCCACACUAGCAUACUUCCACACGGCACUUGCAUUAUUGCUGCGGCUGUGCCAAACUGCAGAUGGCGCGCAGUUGGUGCUCAACUCUGGCUUCUUCAAUGCGGUGGAUGAGAGUAAAUUGUUCAGUACGGAUCCCGACCUAGGCCUGGACAUUGACAACCCGGCCGCACUGGAAGAGUUCUACUCGAUUCUUGCUGAUGUGCUACGGGUGAUUGUUGCUGCUGUGGUCAGCAAAGGUCCGCAGCCAGGUACGGCCUUCUUGCAGCAGCACCGCUAUACCGUUCAGGCGAUCUUCAAGCAAGCUGCGCGUGGGCAGGCUACCAAAGUAGCAGACGAGCUGAGCAGGUUGAUUUUGGCCACGGAAUUCUUAGAGGAAGAUGAGGCUACAUUAGCAGGAGCGCCCAGAAACGGAUUCACGUGAGACUUGGAGUGCUUUGCUUGCAGGAGAAACAACAGGAAAGCAGAAUGUACCUACAGCUGGGCCAGUUGGGUAGCUCUACCAGCAGAACAGGUGGCAUCGCAUGUAUCACGACUCCCCGACGAGUUGCUCAAGUAGUAUUUUUCGGUAUGAAAUUGCCAAGGCAAUGUCGAGUCAGGCCCGCCUGAUUGAAUGAGGC
This is a messenger RNA of Sphaerulina musiva SO2202, 5239 nucleotides long. RefSeq lists its product as uncharacterized. The transcript has 2 exons. Gene Ontology annotation, biological process: nuclear pore organization. Gene Ontology annotation, cellular component: nuclear pore inner ring; nuclear pore. Bases 64 to 5043 code for a protein of 1659 amino acids. Gene Ontology annotation, molecular function: structural constituent of nuclear pore. The record is from RefSeq and is a predicted model, not a curated record. Lineage: Eukaryota; Fungi; Ascomycota; Dothideomycetes; Mycosphaerellales; Mycosphaerellaceae.